GAAAUUUAACGGUUAUUGAUUAACUGGUCAUGGUUACUGUGUUUAGCAGUUGUAAUACAAAACUUUUAACAGAAACAAUUUUCAAAAGUGGUGCGGUGUGAUAUUUUCUUAAAAAUUGAUAAAUAUUAAACCAAAGUGAAAAUACCAGUAUUGCAAUGAUUUACUUAACGAAUGGUGUAAGCUGACAUUAUAAACAAAAUCUGUCUGAUGGAUAUUUUGUGUUUAAGUUAUAAACCGUGAAGAAAAUGAAUAAAGGAGUAGCUAGGCCUCAGGUUGCUGCUGUGUCUGCACCAUCAAGGUUUGGUUCCACACAAAAUAUGUCUGCAAAUGUAAAAGUUGUUGUGAGAGUGCGUCCUUUGAAUGAGAAAGAAUUAGAGCAUAAUAGUCAAAUCGUAGUGGAUAUUGUAGACGAUAAGAUGCUGGUAUUUGACCCUAAAGAAGAAAUACGACCUUUUUUCUAUCAUGGUAUGCAACAACAAAAUAAAACCUUCCUGAAACGAGCAAAUAAAGAGCUUAAGUUUGUUUUUGAUGACGUCUGUGGGCCGAAUGCGACUAAUAAAGAUGUUUUUGAGACUUCUACAAAAGAUAUUAUAACUUCACUCAUGGAGGGCUACAAUUGCUCGGUUUUCGUGUAUGGAGCUACUGGUGCUGGAAAAACAUUUACAAUGAUAGGAAAUAUAGAAAACCCUGGAAUAACUUAUUUGACUAUGGAGCAUCUAUUUCACACAAUUGGUUCAUUUGGAAAUGAGCGGGAAUUUGAUAUUGGUGUUUCCUAUAUUGAAGUAUAUAAUGAAAAUGUUUACGAUCUGCUGAAGCCCUCUAAUACACCAUUACAACUCAGAGAGGACUCUAAGUAUGGUGUGAUGAUUGCUGGACUUACAUUAUGUAAUAUAAAUACUGCUCGAGAACUUUUAAACUUGCUUGAGAAUGGAAACAAAAACAGAACACAGCAUCCAACUGAUUCUAAUGCUGAAAGUUCUAGAAGCCAUGCUGUAUUCCAGGUGUAUGUAAAAAUGAGAGGCAAAGCAAGCAGUCAACUUCGUAUUGUGAAGCUAUCUAUGAUAGAUCUAGCUGGGAGUGAAAGAGCAUCGGCUACCGGCUGCAUUGGAGAUAGAUUUAAAGAGGGAGCUAAUAUAAAUAAGAGUUUACUUUCUCUUGGCAAUUGUAUUAAUAAAUUAGCCGAUGGGAGCAGUUACAUACCAUAUAGAGAUUCAAAGUUGACGCGCCUUCUUAAAGACAGUCUCGGUGGUAAUUGCAAAACUGUGAUGAUAGCAAACAUAUCUCCAUCAAGUACGAGUUAUGAAGACACAUACAAUACUCUGAAGUAUGCGGCCAGAGCCAGUAAAAUACAACUCAGUAUAAAGAAGAAUAUUGUAGAUGGUGAUAUGAGAUUAUCUCAAUAUGUGAAGAUCAAUGAGGAAUUAAAGAAAAAGGUCAAAGAACUGGAGGCCAAGUUGUCUCUGUCUACUGUCAAGGUUGUUGAUAAUAAGGACAGAAUAAUGGAGGAGUGGAAGCAACGUCUGCUAAGGGAGGAAUGCUCGCUAAGUCAGGUGGAAGACAAGUUGGUGUCGCUGAUGUCCCGUCAACGCGUGCUGGCGCUGCGCCACCGUCUGCGUACGCACGCCUUCACACACGUCGCUGACCUCGCGCACAGAUCCUCGUAUGACGCUUUGCAACAGAUGUGUACAGAAGAAAUACCUCGCCAUGAGAGAGCUGCGGAGAAUUAUAUGAAACAAUCAGCUGGCCUCGAUGAUAAGAUUAAAAUUUGCUGGACGAAAUGGUGCGAGUGUCGACAGAGAAUGCACACUUUGUUUAAACAAGCAUUAUCUGAAUGUUCCUCUUUAUCGGAUUUUGUUGAAAAGUUGCAAUUACAAAGCGAAAUGAGAUUGAUUAAAGCUAGCGACGAAUUGAGGUAUAAACUACUCUGUAUAGAGAAUGAAGAAAUUAAAGCAUUCACAGAGUACAUGAGUGAUAUGCCAAGUAUGCUAAAAAAGUUGUAUUUAACAUUGAAAGGAUAUGGUCAAGCACCACCAGCACUAACAGCGGAAUAUCUAGAGAUAAUGAAAAAAGCUAAACUGGCUAAAGGUAUCACCUGGUGUGAUUCACAGGACGAAGGAGAUGAUCAGUUUAAAUUCAUAUCAACUUUAGAUUUAGAAAAACCUAUCAUAAAUCUAGACUUUGAUAUCAAAAAAGAUGGAACUAUAACCGAUUUGACGGAUAGUGAAGAUUUAACUGACAUAGAGAAUCGUAACCCGUUGCAAAACUCCGCUAUGAAACGUAAAGGAACUCCGACGAAAUUGAAUAAUGAAACAGUAUUAAUAGAUGACUCAAUCGAAUUAGACACAACCAGAACACUCGGUUCUGCGAAGAAAUUUAAACAAGAAUAUGAUAUACCAGUAUAUGACAACCCAAUAGAUCCAAAUAAUUUAAACUCUACAUUUGUAUUGCCGGCGAAAUUAGAAAGUCUGAAAAAGCAACCCAUUAAAAAUGAAGUUAAUUUAACAACAAGGUCAGCUUUUAUGAACAGGCCUGUGGUUUCUCAGAGGAUGCUUAACUUCAAUGAUAAAGUUCCAACAUUUAACAAGCCUGUAGUGGGCAAAGCGAUGCCACUCCGCCGCGUGCCGCCGGCGCUCAACUCCCGCCCCACCGCCGGCUUCGGCUCCAGUCUAUCAAGAAAUGGUACUCCUCUACAAAGAAAUAUGCAAGAUGUUCCACGAAUGAAAUUCAAUGAUCCACAAAGAUCAGUUGGGUACAAGUCGUUCCGUGCGAGGGAGAGGGUGCAAGCGCACCCCUACACCAGGCCCGCGGGCGCGCCUACAUGGAGACAUUAAUGGAUGGAUGGAUGGAUGGAUGGAUGGAUGUUACGUAUCCCAGAAACUUUCUAUGUAGAACAUAUUCUGAACUCAAACUGGUUAAGUGUUUUUAAUUUCGCGGUCGCAGUGACACUAAAAGUAUAUGGCAGAAUCAGUUUAGUUAAAUUCUAACAAAAAGCCGUACUAAUGUUACAAGUAAUAGAAGAAAGCUUACAUUGACUUUAUAUUUGUAGGUUAUUAGGGUUUGAAAUGAAAAAAAAUUGUCAUCUUAUAACUGCUUACUUAAAUAUAUUGACACCAAUACAAAACCAUUCUGGUUUUUUGACGUUGGGUAAGUAUGGUUUAUUUUUGUUUAUAUAUUAGUAUAAACAUUAGCAUAACAAUAUAUCCAUAGUAAUAAAGAAUUAUUUGAUUGAAGAGCAAGGUAAAAAAAAUAUAAUUUUCUUUAAUGAUGCCUUGAGGUACAUGAGUACACAAAACUUGCAAUUGACUUUGAAAUAAAUUAUAGAUAAAAUGAUAUGAAGCAAAGUUUUUGACGACGUAUUGAAGGUGUUACAGACUUGAAGCCCACCUAUUUAUGUAUAAAUAUAUUUCUACUUGAUAUAUUGCUACUACAAAUAUUCAAAUUAGUAUUGCUUGAUAUUGGUAGCUCCAUUUUUAUGUGAAUAAUUUUAGAUAUCGUGUUGACAUAUUAUUAAGAUUGGAUAACAAUAUAUUUAAUUAUGUACCGAGAAGUGUGAUUUUUCAUACAUUAACACUGUUCAAAUUUUGUACAUAACAUUAUUACUCAUUUAUAUUUGUGAAGUGUUAAUUUAAUUAUUAAUUAAAAUGAUUUAUAUA
Molecule: messenger RNA, 3653 nt
Organism: Papilio polytes (common Mormon)
Lineage: Eukaryota; Metazoa; Arthropoda; Insecta; Lepidoptera; Papilionidae
Product: kinesin-like protein KIF18A
Exons: 8
Coding region: 246-2831 (861 amino acids)
Biological process (GO): microtubule-based movement
Molecular function (GO): ATP binding; microtubule motor activity; microtubule binding
Source: RefSeq, a predicted model, not a curated record